AUGGACGAGGAUGAGAUGAAUGGCAAUGGAAUUCAUGACUUCGACGCCUCCACCUUCCACCAAGUGAACGUCUCGGAUCCGCAGAACCGUUCCUCGUCCGUCUUCACCGUCCCCAAGCGCUACACCGAGCUCAAAUUUCUAAAUGCCGGCGCCCAGGGAACCGUUUGCUCGGCCAUCGACACGGUCACCGGCCAACAGGUUGCCAUCAAAAAGAUGCAGCAGCCCUUCGUGAUGACGAUGAGUGCGAAGCGGGCCUAUCGCGAAUUCGUGCUCCUUACAUCUAUAAGACAUCCAAAUAUUAUCCGCCUGCUAAACGCGUUCACCCCUCAAACUGACGCGACCAGCUUCCGGGAGGUGUACCUCGUCAUGGAGCUGAUGAAGCACAACUUGCACGAGGUCAUCACCAAGUUGCGGCUCGACCACAAGACGUUGUCCUUUUUUGUCUACCAAAUGUUGUGCGCAAUUCGGCACCUACACAUGUCUGGAAUCAUCCAUCGAGAUCUGAAACCCUCCAAUAUCGUCGUCAACGACCAGUGCGGCUUGAAAGUGCUUGAUUUUGGCCUCGCCCGCAAAAAGGUCCUCGACACGGCGAUGCGGAUGAGUGAUUACGUCGUCACGAGAUACUACCGAGCCCCGGAAGUGAUCCUCGGCAUGGGAUACUCGGACAAGGUCGACAUUUGGUCGGUCGGCUGCAUUUUUGCGGAAAUGAUUCGGCACCAGGUCCUCUUCCCCGGCCGUGAUCGGAUCGACCAGUGGACGUCGAUCAUUCGCGAGCUCGGCACGCCGUCCGAUGACUUUAUCGAAAGGCUUGGAACCUCGGCAGCGAUGUACGUCCGAAGUUUGCCUAUGUACCCCGGCCGAAGUAUCGACCAGAUCGUUGGCGACGCGGAUUUCCUGUCAAAUACCGAGCAACCGAACGUUAACCUGACCGCUGCGGCCGCCCGAGACCUACUCGUCCACAUGCUCGCCAUCGAUCCGAAAGACCGAUACUCCGUCGAGCAAUCCCUCAACCACCCCUACGUCAAGCUGUGGUUCAAGGAGGAAGAAGUGAAUGCCCCGCCCUCGGCAAAUCGCUACGAUGAGACCAUCGACUUCCAAGACAAGUCGCUCACUGAAUGGAAAUCCCUCAUCUUCGACGAGGUGAUGCAGUUCCAGAACGCGCACAACAUCUUCACGGGCACCGCA
Mesorhabditis spiculigera is the source of this 1185-nucleotide messenger RNA. Lineage: Eukaryota; Metazoa; Nematoda; Chromadorea; Rhabditida; Rhabditidae. The record is from the annotation of a GenBank genome assembly.